This is a messenger RNA of Panicum hallii, 900 nucleotides long. RefSeq names its product atherin-like. NCBI's taxonomy places the organism in Eukaryota, Viridiplantae, Streptophyta, Magnoliopsida, Poales, Poaceae. The coding region runs from base 56 to 700 and encodes 214 amino acids. The transcript has a single exon. The record is from RefSeq and is a predicted model, not a curated record.
CUUCUUCUUCCCCACCAAACCCUACAUCUCCAUCCACCCCUCACGCCCUCCGCCCAUGGCCUCCACCUCCAGCGACUGCCCCCCGUCAUCCCCGGCCGCGCCGGACUCCGCUUUCCUAGACGACCGUCCGCUCUUCCUCGACCAGGGCUCCUGCUCCUUCUUCCCCGCGACCACCUCGCGAGAGCCCCUGCCGCCUGCCCCGGGCUCAUCAGCCGCGGCGCGCAAGCCGCCGCGGAAGCGCCCGCGGGCGACGCGCCGGCCGCCCACCACCGUGCUCACCACCGACACCACCAACUUCCGCGCCAUGGUGCAGGAGUUCACCGGCAUCCCGGCGCCGCCGCCGUUCGCGCCCCACCUCGGCCCCGGCGUGCUCUUCGGCGCCCCCCACGAUCCCGCCGCUGCGGGCACGCGCGCGCCCUUCGAGCUGCUGACGCGCCGCCCGUCGCCUCUCAAGCUCCCCGUCGCGCCGCACGCCUCGCCUCCCGCCGGUUCAUUCGCGCACUCCCUGUUCCCCAACAGCAACAACCCGGAUCCAGCUGGCUCGAGCUCUGAAUUGUACAGCAGGUUCGCGCCGGCGCUCUCCGAUGCCGUCCCGCGAUACGACGGCGGCUUCGAGGCGGCGGAAGACGAGAGGGUGGGACACGGCGACGGUCUCUUCUCGUCUUUGUUGCACGCCGGGGAUAGGUACCACGGCCACUAGCCGUGUGCCCCUGGAGGUGAGAGGAAGAAGAUGCUAGUUUCUUUCGUCUUCUAUACCAGCUGGUCACACUGCUGCGGUCGUGCAUGCUAUAGCCCCAUGACAAGAUUAAUUCAACCUAUACGGUAUGUUUAGCCAAAGAACUCUUCUGGAUUUUGGUGUGAGAGAUGUAAAUAUAAGGUUUUCAUCUCUUAUUUUGUCUA